AUGGACUUGAGUAAUUCGACCUCAGACGGUCUGCCCGAGGUCAAACUCCAAAAGAUAUUCGCCAAUGACCUAUCAGAUGACGAUUUCUGCGAGUCUUUGACCAGCCUUUUGACAAAGGGCGCCAAGACGGCGACAGUCAAUGCAUCAGUUCAAUUGAUAUUUCGCUAUGGUGUGUCCCUCAUCUGUGACCCAGACUUUCCUACUGAAAGCGGCUUCCGGGCUACGGAAAUAGAUUACAGAGGCCUGGUGCCUGAAGAAGAUCUAACGCAACAAAAUGGACACUCCACACAGGCUCCUGUUGACGACGGAGAUGAUAUUACAUCACUUGCAGAAAAAGAAGAUGCCAAAUCACUCAAAAACCGAAACAUUGACUCAAUAUCAGAGGCUAGAAAUUCUCUGGAUAAUUCACCCAUGAUAGCAGACGAAUUGGACAUAACUUCGAGAGUUUCCGAGGAACAUGAGAACUCCAAUGAAGCCAAUGGAGUACAGGCUUCGGUAAAGGAAUCUCUUCCAGAGAAUAAGACUACAGAUUAUGCUUCGAUCGAGAAAGUAGCCCACGUUCUCAAGUUAUGGUUUCGUUGUAUACGCAAAACAUCCAGUGAACUUAAGAUUGACCUUUUGGGGCUGAUCUUUGGCCUUCCGGGGACCAAACAUGCUCUUACUGAAAGAGAUCUUUAUCGACUCUUGGCGACUACUAAGCUUGUGAUGGAAGAGGCAACUGUACAAUCUACAAAUGCCUACCUCACGGCAUUAAAGGAGCUUAUCCUCCUCACUCACGAGACAUUAUUCUCAAUCUUUUAUGCUAUGACCUUAGAGAGCAGCAACCAGAAUUCGAACAAGUUCUUAGUUAUAAAAAGCCUUGUCCAUACUUUCUUCCAGGUUGAUUUAUCGAGGCCAAUUGAUGAACUAUUAAGCAUAACAAAUUCCUCGAAGACACUAGAGGAUCAUGCGGAGGAUAAGAAAGCAGGGUCUCUUCGCCUCUCUUAUGACACGCUUAUGCGCUUGUACACGAUAUAUUACACUUUGACGAAUUGCCCUAUAAAUUUACUUCUUGUGGAUAAAAUGUCCUUAUCACUCGACAUUACUACAUUAAGUAAUGUUUCAGCCAAUGUGUACACAAAUAGGAUCACUAGCAAGGACUUUAGCCUGCGAGAAAUGCAUUUGCAGAUUAAUUCACGCGUGGUCCCAUUAUUAACGGCGAACUUCAACUACUAUUACCAAUUGCAACCAGACUUACUUGAUCAGCAUUUGAGCCGUGUAAGUUUUUUUGGCUGGAUUACAGGUCAUAGACUCAUACCAGGGCUGUACAUGGCGACAGAUACAAUAUCAUCUGUAACCAAAUUUCCUCACUAUGUCAAGGGCACUGACAAGUCUGAUCCAUUUUUGCAUGAAACCGAAGAGUUUGAAUGGCUAAAAAAGAAAGAAAAAGUGGGCGAUGCCAAGAAUAGUGAAUAUGCUGUCAGCUCCCCAACAUAUUUAGUUAUUUCGUUGAUGAUGUAUCAGUUAGUGCAAAAUGCUUCGUUUGUCACUUAUUUGACGCAUCCCAGGAAAACACGCGUCCCAUUGUUGGACAUCUGGCUUUGUGUCUCUUCAUAUGUUCAUCAUUACUUGUACAAGUCUAGGGUAAAUGUAUUUGGAGCACGAAUCUCAAACCUUAUACUUUUGAAGCUCACCUCAACAAAAAGCGAUGCAUUAACAGCUCUUCGUGAUUACAAAAUUGAUGAGAAUGUUUGGAAGUUGUGUCACCACAGAUCCCCACCAAUUUCGCUUUCGAUUGAAAACUCGAAGAAGUCAGCGCUUCUAUACAUUAUUGAUAUUAUCCAAAUAGAUUUGAGAUUUAACCUCAACAAGAGAUUGGAUAUUGACAACUGCAAGAUCACAUUAUGCAUCUUGUAUCAAAUCCUUCUCUUCUGUCAGAAAAAUCCCUUCGACGACUUGAGAUCUUAUUGUUGGAGUGAGCUUUUCAAAGCACUAGUACAAUUUCUAAAAUUUGUGUACAAACAUUUUAACGAAGAAGAUACAAAAUAUGUUGUGGAAGAAGUUUUCGCAAUCUUCGAGAUUAGCUUGGGACCUCCGUUUAGUGAGUUGAUGGCAAAGCCUUCCGAUAACUGGAUUUUUGGAAGCCAUUUUGUCAAGUCUUUGAGUUAUGACUUGCUAUACACGCUUCUUGAAAACUAUCACUCUAUAUUCAACAUCUUCGGAAAGUUCAUCAUUAAACGUGACAACUUCGCCAGAGUGACUCAGUGUUUACAAGAUAUAGGAGAGAAACUCAGCGUGAAUGAAUCCCGAGAACGCGAUAUGAAUGAAGUGACCAAAUUGCUAGAAGAACUAUCCUCUCUCAGUAACGUGGAGUCCACAGUGCGAAUAGAGAAGUAUAACUAUGCAGCAACGUUCAAAUAUUUCGACAAGUACCAAGGCUACAUUGACUUUGAGAAGCAAACAGAGCUUAUUGAAAUUUUCAUACUAGUCUACGGGAACACUUGGACGUCAUAA
This is a messenger RNA of Clavispora lusitaniae ATCC 42720, 2493 nucleotides long. RefSeq lists its product as uncharacterized. The record is from RefSeq and is a predicted model, not a curated record. NCBI's taxonomy places the organism in Eukaryota, Fungi, Ascomycota, Pichiomycetes, Serinales, Metschnikowiaceae.